AUGGUUCCCUCAAGGUUCACCGUCGCAGCGGUGCUGCUUCAACUCGUUUCACUUACCCUCGCCCAUGGCGGGGAUGAAAAUCAUGGGACGGACAUGGGUGGUAUGAAAACGCCCAACACCGAUGGAGGUGAUCAAGGAAAGGAGAUCGAUCACCAUGACGCUUCGAGCUAUGCCGCCCUGGGGAUGCAUGGGAAUAUGAUAUUGGCACAUAUCAUCCUGAUGGUGUUGGCCUGGUUUUUUGUCCUACCCAUUGGCGUCAUGUUCAGCGUCGCUCAAUCGAGAUACACUCUCCCCGUCCAAUUCCUUUUCCUCAUCGUCAACGGCCUCGGAGUCCUGUUCGGUACGGUGUACAACAUCAAUACUCCUGAUUUGUAUGAGAAUAAUGCACAUCACAAGGUUGGCUGGAUCGCCACCUGGAUCAUGACCGCUCAAGUCAUCAUGGGUCUGUUGUUCACCUAUUCGAGAAGAGGGAAGCGAACGGCCGCUGCACCGGGUGAGCGGGCCGCUUUUUUGCCUCCCAUGUCAGUGGAAAACAUGGCUCAACACAAUAUACGCCCAUAUACCGAUGGCCGCUGGUCUGGCGACAGCGGCCAAGGAACCGAACGUUCCUCAACCCUCCACAGCCAAGAUGGGUCUCCGGCCGAUACCCUUCGACGAGAUACUUUCGACGACUUUGAGAAGCCCGAACCCGAAGAUGACGAUGACGAUGAACCGGUUGCGACCCCCAAACCACGGGCUCGCGCAGCCUGGUGGCGCAUCAACGUUAUCGACAAGUACUUGUCCGCCCGAAUUCCAAACCUGCUCUCAGCCGAGAUCCUGCGAGUUAUCGAGGUGGUGUACAAGAUUAUCGACAAAACCAUUCUGAUCCUGGGUUUCAUCGCAUUGACCACAGGAGGGGUCACGUAUGCUGGUAUCUUCCGAGGUAACGAUAUCUUCAACGGCCUUGCUCACUUCAUCAAGGGAGGAAUCUUCUUCUGGUAUGGAUUAUUGACACUGGGACGUUGGAUGGGGUGCUUUGCCGAUCUAGGGUGGGCGUGGAACGUCAAGCCGACCCGCAGUGAAGUGGGCCAAUGGAAAGCGGCUGUUCCCUCGGCUGAAUUCGUCGAGUCCUUGGUCAUCUUCCUUUAUGGCUGUUCCAACGUCUUUCUGGAACAUCUAGCUGCCUGGGGUGGUAAGUGGACUGCUCAGGAUUUGGAACAUGUAUCCAUUUCCAUCAUGUUCUUCGGCGGUGGCUUGUGCGGUAUGCUUGUCGAAUCCAAGAUUGUGCGACGAUGCCUCAAUACCGUGGUCGAUCAUAUGCCAUCUCGAACGGAAAUUCACCCCAGUGAGGCGCUUGAACUGCGUGCGCCACCGAAGCAAUAUAGGACAUCUCUCAACCCAAUGCCGGCGUUGAUUAUCCUUCUUCUGGGUGUCAUGAUGUCUUCUCAUCAUCAGGAUUCGAUGGUGUCGACCAUGAUUCACAAGCAAUGGGGUUCUUUGCUCGUCGGCUUCUCCGUCGCCCGAUUCGUCACCUAUGUGAUCAACUACAUCUCCCCCCCCAGCUCGAUCUACCCAUCUCGUCCACCGACCGAGCUGGUCUCCUCAUUUUGCUUGAUUUCUGGAGGUCUCAUCUUCAUGGCAAGUACCAGAGAUAUUGUCCGUCACAUCGAGAAUGCAGAUCUUAUGGCCAUGUUCGUCUUCACCGUCAUGAUGGGCUUUACUGCCUUUGUCAUGUCUUGUGAAGUGAUCGUGCUCUGCCUCAAGGGGUGGGCCUAUCGAAAAGAGCUCAAUGCAGCUGCAACUUCAGUUCGAUACUGA
Messenger RNA from Rhinocladiella mackenziei CBS 650.93, 1797 nucleotides. RefSeq lists its product as uncharacterized. The transcript is spliced from 4 exons. NCBI's taxonomy places the organism in Eukaryota, Fungi, Ascomycota, Eurotiomycetes, Chaetothyriales, Herpotrichiellaceae. Bases 1 to 1797 code for a protein of 598 amino acids. The record is from RefSeq and is a predicted model, not a curated record.